AUGGAACCUUCGAAAACGGAAAUAUUUCUCUCUACUUUUGGCUCUCAGCUUACAGGUAGAGACGAUUUUUCACACUAUUCUAAACGCCUGGAGGUAGCACUUGACAACAUCGACCGUACAUACUGGGAACUCCUGGUAGGACUUUCUGCCCCAAAAUACACCGAAGAACGCACCCCUGUCUCUCUAGACACGGCAAAGAUCCUGAUCGCAAUAAAGCACUUUACGGACAACCUCAUACUCAGCCCUGACAAUAUUACCAUGGCCAAAGCAUACGCCUUCAUCAAAGAACACUACACAGACCCGAAUGAAGAAUAUGCUAUUUGGUCUUCUGCAAACCAUGAAUUGUGUCGCUACCUUCUUGCCACACUCAGCAUGCAUGUCAAGCUUCAGGUGAAUCGUCUCAAAACUGCGGCAGAAAUGUGGACUGCUCUGACAAAGAUAUAUGGAUCGGUACCUGCGUUUACCUGCGCCGAAAAAUACAACGAGUGGCUGGCAUGCGUUUACACACAAGGUAUGCAUGAUUCAGUCUUCGUGAGAAACUGGCGUAUGGCCUUAGACAAUGUCCAGGGCAUUUUACCCAGCGACCAAAAGCUUCCACAUUCUCUGAUCCGCACGGUGUUCAUCAAUGCAGUGACCAAAAAUCCCCGCUGUGCGUGGCGGGCUCCUACAAUCAAGUUCAGGGCCGACGAUAGGAAUAAAAUCGACAGGCUAAUCUCGGAAUUUACUUUUUAUGAACGAUUUGAUCGGGGUACUCGGGGAUAG
Messenger RNA from Penicillium pulvis, 762 nucleotides. RefSeq lists its product as uncharacterized. Lineage: Eukaryota; Fungi; Ascomycota; Eurotiomycetes; Eurotiales; Aspergillaceae. The transcript has a single exon. The record is from RefSeq and is a predicted model, not a curated record. The coding region runs from base 1 to 762 and encodes 253 amino acids.